Messenger RNA from Ahaetulla prasina, 1314 nucleotides. RefSeq names its product vomeronasal type-2 receptor 26-like. The transcript has 3 exons. Lineage: Eukaryota; Metazoa; Chordata; Lepidosauria; Squamata; Colubridae. Gene Ontology annotation, molecular function: G protein-coupled receptor activity. Gene Ontology annotation, cellular component: membrane. Gene Ontology annotation, biological process: G protein-coupled receptor signaling pathway. The coding region runs from base 1 to 1314 and encodes 437 amino acids. The record is from RefSeq and is a predicted model, not a curated record.
AUGGUGACCAAGUUCUACCAGCAUAUUCUAGCUUUGGUCUUCGCUAUUGAUGAGAUCAACAAUAAUCCCAAGAUUUUACCCAACACUACUCUUGGGUUCCACAUCUUUGACAGCUACUCUGAUUCAAAGAUGACUUACCGCACCAUUUUGGACCUGCUCUUCACUUCACAAGAGUUUGUUCCAAACUACAAAUGUGGCAGUCAGAAAAACAUAAUAGGAGUCAUUGGGGGAUUUGGCUCUGAUACAACCUCAUGCAUGGCAGAUAUCUUACAUCUUUAUAAGAUUCCACAGGUACCACCUCUUUCCCUGUGUAAUGAAAAGUGCCAUCCUGGCUACAGUAAGAAAAAGAAGGAUGGAGAGAAAUUUUGCUGCUAUGAUUGUGCUCUAUGUCCAGAUGGGAUGUUCUCAAACCAAGAGGAUACAGAAACAUGUCUCAGAUGUCCAGAGGAUCACUAUCCAAACAAAUUCCAGGAUCGAUGCCUUCCUAAAAUUCCAAACUUUCUCACUUUUGAAGAUCCUUUGGCUAUCGUUGCAACUUUCUCAGCACUUUCACUUUCUCUGAUCACAGUUCUGGUGCUAGGCAUCUUCUUGAAGCACCAUGAUACGGCCAUUGUGAAAGCCAACAAUCGGAGUCUCACCUAUAUUCUUCUCAUCUCUCUCCUCUUGUGUUUCCUCUGUCCCUUGUUGUUUAUUGGAAGACCUAACCAAGCCACCUGCUUUCUUCGCCAGACCACUUUUGGCUUCGUCUUUUCUGUCUCCCUUUCAGGCAUUCUGGCAAAAACGAUUUCAGUGGUUUUGGCUUUCAUGGCUACCAUACCAGGAUCCAGUAUGAGGAAAUGGGUGGGGAAAAGACUGGCCUAUUCCAUUGUGUUCACAUGCUCCAUCUUUCAAGCAGGAAUCUGUGUUCUGUGGCUGGCAAUAUUCCCCCCAUUCCCUGAUGUGGAUGUGCGCUCAAUGACAAAGGAAGUCAUUGUUUUAUGUAAUGAAGGCUCAGUUACUAUGUUUUAUUGCAUUUUAGGCUACUUGGGUUUUCUGGCUAUUAUCUGUUUCACUGUAGCCUUUCUAGCCAGGAAGUUGCCAGACAGUUUUAAUGAAGCCAAGUUCAUCACCUUCAGCAUGCUGGUGUUUUGCAGCGUUUGGUUGUCGUUCAUCCCAACCUAUUUGUGCACUAAAGGAAAAUACAUGGUGGCUGUGGAGAUCUUCUCCAUCUUGGCUUCCAGCGCUGGGUUAUUCGGUUGCAUCUUUUUCCCUAAAUGCUAUAUUGUUGUGGUAAGACCUGAACUGAAUAACCGAGAACAGCUUAUUCGAAAAUAG